Messenger RNA from Geodia barretti, 241 nucleotides. Lineage: Eukaryota; Metazoa; Porifera; Demospongiae; Tetractinellida; Geodiidae. The record is from the annotation of a GenBank genome assembly.
UGUGGUCGAGGAAAGAGGACGCAUUCACCGGCCGCCCACCUCUCCUUGUCGUUUCGAAGUGCUCUCUGUUUCAUGUACCAUCCACUGAAAGGGCCUGACUGAUGGUGUGCGGUGCUUACUGAUGAGAUGCCAAACACUGACUGGAGACCUUCCUUCUGUGAGAGGCAGGUGUACUGUCGAGUGGCCCUUCCAGAUCUGGCUCUCUUGGCUCUUCCUCCACACACACGACAGUGGAGAUCGA